CGCUGAAGUUUCGAGCAGGAAACGUUAUCUGUGUUGUGAGGCGGCUGAUGAAGAAAGCAUGGCCCUAAACGCAGAUGAUGAGGAUUUUGAAUGGGAGCCUCCCUCUGAAGCAGAGAUGAAGGUGAUUCAGGCUCGCCGGGAGCGGCAGGAUAAGAUCAGCAAGCUGAUGGGAGACUAUCUCCUGAAGGGGUACAAGAUGCUGGGCGAGUGCUGUGAGCUGUGCGGGACGAUUCUGCUGCAAGAUAAGCAGAAGAAAAAUUACUGUGUUGCUUGUCAAGAGCUGGACUCCGAUAUUGACAAGGACAACCCAGCUUUAAAUGCUCAAGCAGCCUUGUCACAGGUACGAGAGCGCCAGCUUGCCACUCAGCCUGCCCCUGAGUCUAACGGAGCCUCUUCCAGCGAACCCCCUCUCUCCAUCACGGGCCAGCCUAGGCCAGAGCACUGUGAGGGGGCAGCGUCUGGACUCAGAGGCCCGCCUCCAACCGUACAGCCAACCCCUCUUUCCAUCCCCACCCCCGCCUCCAACUUUUUGCCACCAUCCAACCCUCCUGUCCAGACUACACCUCCUGUAGGGUCUUCGGGCAGCUCCCUCCAUCACCACCCAGCACUGUCCAGCGCAGAAGAGGCCGUGCUUCACAAACUCAGAUGGGCCACGCAGGAGCUCCAGCACGCCGCGUCGGUGGAGGCCAGCAUUCAGCUCUGCAAUCUGAUCCGAGGCUGUGCUGAGUCCCUAAGGAGCCUGAAAGAACUGCAGCUCUCAUAAGACUGAACUACAGACAGGGCUGUAACAACACACACACACGUAAGGAAAUAUGAACGGCACUAAUAUAUAUAGUAACAUACUCAAGCAGAUUGUUUGGGGUUGUGUUUAUGUUAGUCCUAAAGCAGCUAUGUGACUGUGUUGUGUGUUGAAAUACAUCGCUUGAGCUGCACAGGAUGCUUUCUUUGUCUUUGAUUUUUUUGCGUUCGCAUCAUUCUAAAAAGUGCAUAAAACUUUCUUUGUGGUUUUUCAAACUUAUAAUUGGUUGAAAACUCAACAUUUUAUGAAAGCAGCACAUUGAAUAUUGUUUCAUUGGUUGUAAAAGUGCAGUGCCAGAGUUAUUCAAAAUUAGUGUUAUUUUAAAAUUGCGAUAUUUAUCAGUUUUUUUUAUUAUUUGGUCCUAAGAGAAGUGCCAUAGUGAGGAAUAGCAAAAUAAGUUUAAAUUGCUUAAACUCUUAGGGGUUGCUUAUGUGAUUUGCAGGGUUUCUCAAAUGAUGAUUCCUUCUAAAAAAAUAAAAUAAAAUCAAUGGCAAUUUUAGAGAAAAAAAAAUCCUGCGUUUUUGAAAAAUUUCAUUUUCCUGUUCGGUUUUCUUCAACUAUUGUGCUGUUCUGUCUCAAUAGCUUACGUUUUUUUAUUUAUUUCACCAUCUUGUGUUUUUAAUCACACUUUUCCAUUUUGUUUUCAUUAGGGGUGUAACGAAUCACGGUUGAUCUUUUGAUUCGUACGGAUUACAAGCCAUGGUUCGGAUCACAUGUGACCUGUGGAUUAAUAAAUGUGUUUAUAUACUUGUAGAUUAAUCUUAAAUUUGUAACGAUCGCAGAGAGAUUGCCUCUCGAGUCAUUUAAAUCACAUGUAUGAAAGCGUUUAGGCUUUUCUGUAAAAUAUAACGAUGGCGGAAGAAGUUGUGGGGGGUUAUUCGGCUUGUGGUUGGUUUCUUAGGUUAUUAAAGGUGUUUUCUGUCACUACUUGUUUAGCCUGCAUUAAUGUAUUUAUUGUAUGCUGCACAAUUAAUCAUUAAAAGAUCGAGAUCUCAACACCCACGCAACAUAAAUUGUAAAUGAUGGUGAUUUACAUGUGUUUGUUAAUCCUUCGAAUCGCUGCAUUUAAAUAGGUGUUUGAAAAAUGCAAAAAUCAAGAAAGAGAUUCAGUCUUUAUUCUUUUGAGUUCGUUAUGAAGUUGCAAACAGUCAAAAAACACUGAAGUACUGAAAUAACAGUUUAUAGUUUAGAUAUAACCACUGAUGUUUAUGGUAAAGAUUAAAAUCACCGUUAUAUGCUCAAAAAUGAAAGCUGUAGGCAGCAGUUACAUUAUUUAACCACUAGAUGGUGACAACCAGCCAUCAAAAAUUUGCCACUGAAUAAUUCUUCAAAUGACACAUCUAGCACAUCUAUCAAGUUUUAUGAGUGGAUAAAGGAAUCAUUUAUUGAAUAUGACACUAAAAAUUAAUAUGGGUUGUACAAUAAUGUUAGAUUUUUACAUUUAGCGUCAUCAGCAACAGUAUAGUAAAAGUGAAUUUUUGACAGUACUAAAUAUUUUACUGUUAAUUUUUAUUCAGCUGAUUAUUUCUUCGUUUUAUUUUUAAUAAAAUUUCAGGUUUUAAGUUCUGUUUGUUCAAACCAAAAGUGUCUUGCAGGGCUGUUUUUGUAAUAAAUAGAAAGCAAAUUACAUUUGUCUGACCCGAAAAAUGGUCCAAUUCGUGACUAAAUAUUCUUGACAUAGUGUUAUCCGAACCGUGAGAUUUGUGAUCCGUUACACCACUAAUUUCCAUAUAAGCAUUCUGUGUGUUUGCAUCUUUUCAUGAUAUCUUGCAUGACACAAGGCAUGCUGAAAGAUUCAUUUUACUUAAACAUUUCUCACAUGUUUGCAUUUUUAUAUUCCACUGCUGUGCUUUUUCAUAGUUUUUUCAUUGUCUCACUAAUAUAAAAAAGUUUUUCUUAAAAUAGGCGUUUUUUAGAAUUUGUCUCGUUCUAUAUGCAUUUUUGCCUUCCACUUCACUGCUUUUCCAUUGUUUUGUUUUUUUCAUUGACCAUUGCGCUUGCAUUUCAAACUUGAGCAUCACAUACUUAGAAUGCUGUGUCACGUUAAAAGUAAAUAAAAAAAGGUGUUUCUAA
Danio aesculapii is the source of this 2872-nucleotide messenger RNA. RefSeq names its product zinc ribbon domain containing 2 (gene znrd2). The coding region runs from base 59 to 763 and encodes 234 amino acids. The transcript has 4 exons. NCBI's taxonomy places the organism in Eukaryota, Metazoa, Chordata, Actinopteri, Cypriniformes, Danionidae. The record is from RefSeq and is a predicted model, not a curated record.